Molecule: messenger RNA, 429 nt
Organism: Knipowitschia caucasica
Lineage: Eukaryota; Metazoa; Chordata; Actinopteri; Gobiiformes; Gobiidae
Source: the annotation of a GenBank genome assembly
AUGAGGGGAGAUGGGGGUGGUUGGGGUUUUGUUUUUUUGGGGUUUUUAUGGUUGUGUUGGGUGUUUUUGGAGUGGGGGGGUGGGGGGUGGUGGGUGUUGGGGGGUGGGGUGUGGGGUGGGGGUUGGGGGGGUUUGUGGGUUGGGGGGUUGGGGUUUUUGUGGGGGGGGUUGUGUGGGGGUGUGGGGGGGGGUUGGUGUGUGUUUGUGUUUGGUUGGGUGGUUUGGGGGGUGGGGGGUUGGGGUGGGGUUGGGGUGGGGGGUGUGGGGGGUGGGGGGGGGUUUGUGGUUUUGGGUGGUUGGUGGUGUGUUGGUGUGGGUGGGUUGGGUGUGUUGUUGGUGGGGUUGGGGGUUUGGUGGGGUUGUGGUGUGGGGUGUGGGGGGUGUGGUUGUUGUGGUUUUGGGGUGGGUUGUGGGGGGGGGGGGUUUUGA